Messenger RNA from Laccaria bicolor S238N-H82, 1068 nucleotides. RefSeq lists its product as uncharacterized. Bases 1 to 1029 code for a protein of 342 amino acids. Gene Ontology annotation, biological process: heme biosynthetic process. Gene Ontology annotation, cellular component: cytoplasm. Gene Ontology annotation, molecular function: hydroxymethylbilane synthase activity. Lineage: Eukaryota; Fungi; Basidiomycota; Agaricomycetes; Agaricales; Hydnangiaceae. The transcript is spliced from 3 exons. The record is from RefSeq and is a predicted model, not a curated record.
AUGUCGCGCUCCUUCAUACUUGCGUCAAGGGAGUCUCAACUCGCUCAGAUUCAAACAAACAGCGUUCUUGCAUCUUUUCAAGCCCUCUUCGCAGCGAAUGCCGACUCAUCAUCCCCAACACCCACUUUUCGUGCGUCCUUCAUGACCACUGCUGGAGAUAAAAAUCAAUCGCAAGCGUUAUACCUCCUUGGAGGGAAAGCACUAUGGACCAAGGAGUUGGAAGUCGCGCUCAAGGAACACCACGUCGAUAUGCUUGUUCAUUCCUUGAAGGAUGUCCCGACAACUCUUCCCGACGGUUGUGUGCUCGGUGGAAUUCUGGAGCGAGAGGACCCCGUGGACAGCCUUGUCGUCAAGCACGGCGAGCGGUGGAAAAGCCUUGACGAACUGCCGUCUGGAAGUGUGAUUGGGACGAGCAGCGUCAGACGGAUUGCUCAGUUAAAGAGAAAAUAUCCUCAUCUCAAGUUUAUGGAUGUGCGCGGAAACCUAAAUACUCGUCUCGCCAAGUUGGACGCCCCAGAGGGCCCAUACUCUGCUCUGAUCCUCGCCAAAGCAGGCCUUGUCCGCCUUGGAAUGGGCGAUCGUAUUACAUUGGAUUUAACACCCCCAACACUAUUUUACGCGGUGUCGCAGGGUGCUUUAGGGAUCGAGGUUCGCAGCGACGACGUAGAAGCCCUUGAAUUGUGUGAGAGGCUCACCCAUCGAGAAACGCAAUUGAAGUGCCUGGCGGAACGAGCGUGCCUGAGAGUUUUGGAGGGUGGCUGCAGUGUACCAGUUGGAGUAGCGAGUCAACUCGAGGGAGGUGUCCUUUCAUUGUCUGGGUGUGUAACUGCCAUUGACGGGGAAAGCCACGUCGAGCACAAGUUGGAAGAAAAGGUAGAGAAUGCGGAGGAUGCUGAGAAGGUAGGAACAAAGCUGGCGAAAAUAUUGCUAGACUCGGGUGCAAAGAAGAUCCUGGACGAUAUCAAUGUGGACAGGAAUCGUAGAGUCAAUGAGGCCAAGGUUGAGGACGAGGUGAAGGCGACAAAGUGAAUAAGAAUGUAUUUUGUAGUACAAAAAAAAUGUAUCUCG